Messenger RNA from Aspergillus calidoustus, 2825 nucleotides. Lineage: Eukaryota; Fungi; Ascomycota; Eurotiomycetes; Eurotiales; Aspergillaceae. The record is from the annotation of a GenBank genome assembly.
AGAUGGACUCCCUCGGCAGCUUCUUCAAGAAAUAAGCGCCUAACUUCACUUUCCACCGCCGCAUGACUCGCUUCUACCUGUGUUAUUUGCUUUGUCCUGUCGGGUUGCUGUUGCCUAGGCAUUUUAGAAUGAUUAGGUCGUUUAUGGUUUUCCUUUGGGCUGUUCUCAUAUUCUCCUUAUGUGGAUAUGCGUAUUAUGAUUAUUAUGACACCGACGCUGUUUCAAUACAGAUUCAAUGAAUGCUAUCGUUACAAGAUACGAAAGAUGCUGUUUUGAAUAAGUAAGACUACGUAGUGAAGUGGUGAGAGCGAUCCGCUGACAUGGAUCCGCCCAGCCGUGAUUGAUGGAGUGCUCUAAUCAAUCGUCUGGGCGUCUCCUGAUAAUUCUCCAGUGCCGGGUGAUGCAAUAUGCAUUUGUUUUCUGAGGACCAGUCAUGGGAGCAUGUCACGGGAGGCGGAAACCCAGCCCCUACCUUACACCAUGACCGAGUACUAGACGAGUAGUACGGUCUACCGUGGACCAAUCUCGACUAUCUAACAAAAACAUUUCCAGAUUAUCAGAUUUUAAGAAAAGUCGGAAGAUGUUGAGAUAGAGCGCGGAUUCUCUUGGAUAAACACGUAAAAUCCCUCCUACCCAAAGAAACCUUUCCGACAGGCUCCGAAGCACCUUUUUCUGAGUGUAGAAAUCUCAAGGUCUAGACGAGAAAAAUUGGACUUCUAAGCCCUCCUGAGAGUGGUAUUUGCUAGCUCAGGCGCAGCCCUAAGUCCCCCUACCUCCGAAGUAACCCUUUAAGAGCCACGCAAUGUACGAAGCAUAGAACGGGGAUCUUGCAAACUACCUUCACAUGGAGCAUCUAAUAAAAGAUCUGUUAGUACUGGAGUGGCAGGCUAGGAUGUACUGUAGUGACUUUCUGGAGGUUCGCUUUGGGGUGAGCUCGUGACAACCUACUGAACAGCCUCUUCAUCUAUUACGGAGCCUCUUUAGUAACAAAUAUCAUCACUACCACUAUGCAUUAGUCUAUCAAUAGUUUAAUAGAAAGUUGUUCCGUCUUGGAACCAUUUAAAUCCGAAAUUCCUCUACAACUUUAGCAAUUUUAUCUACCGCACCCCUUUCGUGGAAUCUAGGAUUCAGAUAGUUCCAAGAAGGGAUGCUUUCUAUUAAACCAUUACUGUAUUAAUGCAUAGUAAUAAGGAUCAUACUUGUUAAUUAAGAGGUCCCGUAGUAGGUAAAGAGGUUGUUCAGUAGGCUGUCAUGAGCUGAUGGAUUCUUCGGCAUUUAGGGUAUAUUCGGACAAAUCGGGCUAAAUAUGUGCCUCAGGCAUCAGCGCCAAGCCCGCAUCAAAAGUUCAAGCCGAAGAAACAGUCUCCUGCGAGAAAAGCUGCUGAACAUUCAGUCAAGUCAAUUUCCACUCCACGACAUCAUGAUUGUGCGACAAUUAUAUGCGCGGCAGGGCCGUCAGCUUCUCUCAAUCAACCGCCGAGCCUACAUCUUGAAAAGGCUUCAGUCGACCGAGACGCAGACACCAACGACGACAGUCGAGACAGCAGUCCAGGACCAAAGUGAAGAACCCGUCAUUCCAGUCCCUACCGAAUCCGCGCUCGAUGCCAGCACAGCCUCCGAGUCAAUAAGACUCGCUGCAGUCGAGGCAUUCUCGAGGCAGAGGGAUCAGGUAAAGCACUUUAAGAAACUCGGAAGUGUCGUCAGAGACAAGUAUUGGCCCGAUGCCCUCAUCGAAGACCCCCCUUUACCCUCCGAAAUCACCCUCGAACUCCUCCUCGCCAACCAAACCCACCUCGGCCACACAACCUCUCGCUGGAACCCAUCCAACUCGCAAUACAUCUUCGGUAUCCGUGACGGCAUCCAUAUCAUAUCCCUCGAAUUAACAGCUGCCUACCUCCGACGCGCCGCUAAAGUCGUCGAGGAAGUCGCCGCGCGCGGUGGUCUGAUCCUCUUCGUCGGCACCCGAGAUGGCCAGAAACACGCCAUUGUCCGCGCCGCAGAACUUGCUGGGGGCUACCACGUCUUUGACCGAUGGAUUCCCGGAUCGCUGACCAACGGCGAACAGAUCCUGGGCACAUGCGCUCGAAAGUUCGUCAACGGGCUGGACGAAGAACUCCCCGGGUUGGCGGAACACCUGGAAAAACGAGGCUCCCUUAAGCCCGAUCUCGUCGUUUGCAUCAACCCACUAGAGAACGCAGUUCUUCUACACGAGUGCGGAUUAAACAACGUACCGACGAUCGGAGUUAUCGAUACGGACGCCGACACCACAAGGGUGACAUACCCGAUCCCCGCAAACGACGACAGUCUGCGUUCCGUGGGCCUUAUCGCGGGUGUCUUGGGCAGAGCUGGCGAGGCUGGUCAGCGGAGACGGGUUGAGUCGGCGAAGCGCGGUGUGUUGGGGUACCGUCCGGUUUCACUUACAGCCGAAGAGCUGAAUGAUCAAACUGUAACAAGUGAUGGAAGUGAGGAUUUAGAAACACCUGCGGAAGGUGCAGGUUUUUCUUUCAACAGUGUUGGUAAACAGGGAAGGGGGCUGUGAGCAAGCUGCACACUUUUUUUCUUUGGUUUGUUAAGCUUUUUAAACCUGGGAUUGUAUGUAUAGAUAUUGUAUGGUCAUUGUAUUAACAGAAUAUAUUGUUCUUUUCAAUCACAAGAACAGUCGCGUAUCUAUGAGAUAUAGCCAGCCUUCGUCUGUCAACUAGAUUUUUUUUUAACUGUAAACGUCACUAGCAGCUAAAGUGAUAUGGAACUGGCAUGUCAAUGUCCGCAUAACCGACUAGAAUGAGGGGCGCCAAAGGUCUAGGAUGAACUUUUCCUCGUCAUCG